GUGUGUGUGUGUGUGUGUGUGUGUGUAUAAAUAAAAGCAGCAGAAGAACUCUUCCUGCCUCAGAGACUCACUGAGAGUUGGUCUCACAGGAGCUACAGAGAAGCAGAAUUCUUCCUCCUCUGGCGGUUGGAGACAAACUGAGAGAUCUGGACCCGAGAACUUCUUUCACUUCAAGAGCAGAAGACAAGCUGUAGCUUUCAGAGGGCUGGUCCUGGAAUCGUCACAUUUGAAAUGAAUUUAAUCAAUGCUGGGAUUGAUUUAGUCAGUCGCCCCAAACGGCUUGCUGAUGCCGUUAAAGGGAAAAGUACACUGCUCAAACAGGAAGGGUCUCUAUCCAUUUAUAAAGUUCCUCUGAAGGAGGAAAAAAUCAAUAUAACAGGAUGCAAACAUUUUUGUUAUGGGAAAGAGCCCAAAGUGGUUAAGUCCAAUCGCACCAUAAUGGUCCUCGGAGCGACUGGUGCCGGGAAGUCGACCCUCAUCCACGGGAUGAUCAACUACAUUCUGGGUGUGAAAUGGGAGGAUUCAUUUCGGUUCCAGAUAGUCGAUGACGGUGUUAGCAAAUCACAAGCUGAGAGCCAGACCUCUGAAGUCACUGUGUACACAAUCCACCACAACAAAGACUUUGCAAUCGAUUGCUCUCUGACCAUCGUUGACACUCCAGGUUUUGGAGAUACCAGAGGCAUAGAGAGAGACCGAGAGAUCACAGAGCAGCUUCGUAACCUCUUCUCUGCUGAGCACGGGGUCAGUGAGAUCGACGCCGUGUGCUUCGUAGCUCAGGCUUCUUUAGCCCGACUCACGCCAUCACAGAAAUAUGUGUUUGAUUCUGUGCUCUCGAUCUUUGGCAAAGACGUGGCAGAAAACAUCCGCAUUCUGGUGACAUUUGCUGAUGGCCAGAGACCUCCGGUUCUAGAGGCGAUCAAUGCUGCAGAGGUCCCGUGUCCCAAAGAGAAAGGGCUGCCCAUACACUUCAAAUUCAACAAUUCAGCCUUGUUUGCAGACAACCAAACAUCUGCAGCAGACGAAGAUGAAGAUGGCUUUGAUGAAAUGUUUUGGAAGAUGGGGUCAAAAAGCAUGAAGAGGUUCUUUGUUGCUUUGAAUAUCAUUGAAACCAAAAGCCUGACAUUGACCAAGGAGGUCCUCAGGGAGAGAAAGCAGCUCGAGAAUUCUAUCGAAAAUUUGCAGAAGCAGGUUAAACUUGGGUUAGCUAAGCUUGAGCAGAUUAGAGAGACAAAGGAGAAACUUGACACACACGAGGCAGAGAUCACCAGAAAUAAGGACUUUGUGUUUAAAACCAAGGUCAACAAGCCUUUUCAAGAAAAGAUUUCUGGAACAGGUAUUUUCCUCACCAACUGUCAGGUGUGUAGCGUUACCUGCCAUGAUAAUUGUGGCAUUCCAAAUGAUAGUGAUAAAAAUCAAUGCUGUGCAAUGGGAUCAGAUGGAUUCUGUACAGAGUGCCCAGGUAAAUGCUACUGGAAUAAUCAUUUCAAUCAGAUGUACAAAUGGAUCUAUAAAGAAGUUGAAGUUGAACAAACAAUAGACGAGCUGAAAAAAAAGUACCAGGUAGCCAUAGACGCUAAAGCUCCGGUCCAAGAACUGAUUGGAAAACUAAAUGCUGAUCAUGCUUGUGUCCAGAUGGACGUGGAGAAGUUGAUGAAGACAUCUGCCCAGUCUCUAAACAGACUGAAAGAGAUCGCUCUGAAGCCAAAUCCUCUCUCCACUCCAGAGUACAUCGACAUGCUCAUUGAGGGAGAGAAAGCUUCAGCUGAGCCAGGCUGGAAGAAACGAGUUGAGUCCCUCACGACCAUCAGACAAAAUGCAGUGAUCUUGGCUAAAGUAGAACGAGGAGAAAAACUCUGAAGAACUGAGUAUAUAGAAACAAUCAAAUGACCAAAAUGAUUCCAUCAAGACCAAAAAAACAUUUCAUCACUUCUUGAAAGAGAGAAAUGUGAAAGUGGAAAGCAGAGCUGCAGACCGAGAGGUUUGAACUCUUUAAACUAAGAGAAGUUCAUGUGACCAAGAUUCAAAACCAAGAUUUACUGCUGUAAACAUUAUCCUCAAAGUCAAAUUCUGCUCUAUUUGAUCUGUAUUUAUCAAACCUGAAUAUGUCAGUUUGUUGCUUUUCUAUCAUGAAAACUUCCAUAAUAUAAUAUUUGUUCAUAAAAAUCUGAGAUACAUAUAGCACCCAGUUUAUAUAUUAAUAGAAUUAAUAGAAAUUUGAAAGUUUGAAUAAUUGAACAAUUCUAUUCCAUGUGUGUUGUUCUGUUGUAAUAAGGUGAAUUAUUGAAAAGUUAUGAAAUUAUUAAUAA
Messenger RNA from Pungitius pungitius (ninespine stickleback), 2306 nucleotides. RefSeq lists its product as uncharacterized. Lineage: Eukaryota; Metazoa; Chordata; Actinopteri; Perciformes; Gasterosteidae. Bases 232 to 1857 code for a protein of 541 amino acids. The record is from RefSeq and is a predicted model, not a curated record. The transcript is spliced from 3 exons. Gene Ontology annotation, molecular function: GTP binding.